Molecule: messenger RNA, 1622 nt
Organism: Ilex paraguariensis (yerba mate)
Lineage: Eukaryota; Viridiplantae; Streptophyta; Magnoliopsida; Aquifoliales; Aquifoliaceae
Source: the annotation of a GenBank genome assembly
ACAGGAGCAACUAGCAAGACACAGUUCAAUCAUAGAAAAGAGAGAACACAAAGUGGAGAAUUCAAUUCCUUCCCAACAUCAAGGACCAAGGAGAUCAAAAAUCUGUUGAAAUUUUUGCCAGUUUGGUGUGGUGGAGGAAAGGGAAGCAAGAAAUCCAACUGGGUAUGGGCAUAAAACCAAUACAAGAGAGAUGACAUGGUGCAAUGACCCCAACGACGAUAGAGCUGUCCAAAUAAUCCCAACUUCUUCGACAGAAAACACUGUAAUUAACCCUAAAGAGGAUGAAGUUACGGUCAUAACCUGCCCUUCAUGUGGCCAUAGCAUGGAACUCCUAGAUCAGAAGGGAAUUCAUGAUUUGCCGGGACUGCCUGCUGGAGUGAAGUUUGAUCCAUCAGACCAAGAAAUUCUUGAACAUCUAAAUGCAAAGGUGCAGUCUGAUACGCACAAGAUUCAUCCUCUAAUUGAUGAAUUUAUUCCCACUCUUGAGGGGGAGAAUGGAAUUUGCUACACUCACCCUGAGAAGUUACCAGGAGUGAGCAAGGAUGGUCAAAUUCGCCACUUCUUUCACCGGCCUUCAAAGGCCUACACAACCGGGACUCGAAAACGAAGAAAGGUGCACACAGAUGAUGAUGGUGGUGAAACAAGAUGGCACAAAACAGGCAAGACUAGACCAAUUAUAAUAUCAGGAGCUGUGAAAGGGUAUAAAAAGAUAUUAGUCCUCUACACAAACUAUGGUAGGCAAAGGAAGCCAGAGAAGACUAAUUGGGUAAUGCAUCAAUACCACCUUGGUCAUAAUGAGGAGGAAAAAGAUGGAGAACUAGUUGUUUCAAAAGUGUUUUUCCAAACACAGCCUAGACAGUGUGGUUCAAGUGGAAAAGAGUCCGUUGAUAAAAACUCUAAGUCUCUAACCAAGGAUGAUAAUCCUAUGAUGAAGAACACAAGCUUUGUUGAGUAUUAUAAUCCUUUUAUCUCUUACAAUAUUGGGAGCCACAAUAGAGAUAGCACACCCCACAUGAUUCCCAAUUUGGUUGUCCAUGGUGAUGAUUCAUCCUUUAUUCAUCUACCUACCAGUGCAAGCAAAGGAAACUGAGAAAAUUCCUAUGGAGAAAAUGUUUCUAUAUAUUUAGUGUGACAAUGAUAGUGAUAUAGUUAGCGGUGUUUAUUGCUAGUUGUUUCAAGAUUCAGAUCCCUUCUAGCUCAUUUUUAUUGAUUAGCCAUCGUAUAUUUGUGGGGACACACUUGUAUACAAGAAUCCCACUUAAUAACGAAGGGUGAUCGACCAUUGGUAGAAGUUACGGGAAUGUGUAUUAGAAGGAAUCGAAAUUCGUUAUUUUAUAGUGAAAUAAGUUAAGAUGAAGAUGUUAUUGAGGCUGCCAAGGGAAUAAAAAGGUGGGUUUCUUUCAAGUAUAGAAUCAUGUUCUUAGUAAUUGGGUGGAGAAAAGCGACCAUAACGAUGUUAUUGUAGGAUUUUUUCAGCUGAUAUAAUAGGAGGGAUGUACUACAUUAUUUUUACAUAUAUUGUGGAAAAGCUUUAUGUGUUGAUUGUAAAAAUGUACAAAGAUAAUGUCUUGCAAACUUCUCUAGGUAAUUUGGUACCUUUAGUUUCAACAUUGUGAUCAUGA